UGCUCUUCCGAUCUGAAAUCCCUCUGCUGAUGAGAGAGUGGUGUAAAACCACGGGGAGCUGGGAGGGGAGCUGGGAACGGCCACAGCCGGGCGGGAACCCUGCCGGGGAGGAAUGCUGUCGAGGAGGAACUCUGCCUCCCCAGCCCGCUGCCGUGGCUGCUGGGGUGGGAUUUUCUAUUUCUAUUUGUGAAAAGGCUUCCCCUGUAAUUACAGGGCGAUUUAACGCCCUGUCUGAGCUGUCCUUCGCAGCCAUCGGACGCAGCGCUCGGCAGGGACUCCUCAGCUCGGCCAACUCCGUCCUGAGCUGGUCACACCUCAGGUGACACCAGAGCUGCCGGGCACCAGCAGCACUUGCCAGCGUCUCCUCUUCCUCGCUUCAAAAUGUCCCUCUCGCACACGGCUGCCGAGUACAUGCUCUCCGACGCUCUGCUCCCGGAUCCCGGCAGUUCCCGAGCCAAGGGCCUGCAGCUGGAGCUGCCGAGCGAUCGCCUGCUGAAGUUUGUCACUGUGGGGCUGCCCCUCUGCCUUGUCUCACUGGCUUUUGCCCGGGAGUUCUCUGCUGGCUCCCAGAUCAGCUGCUUCUCUCCCACCAACUUCACGGGGAAGCAGUCUGCCUACGCCGACACGGCUUGCUGGGACUCCCUCAUCCACCACGGCUUCGACGCCGAGGGACACGCUGUCACCAAGUCCCUCUGGGCUCUCAAGGUCUUCCCCUACUCGCUGCUGGUGGUGGCGGUGCUGAUGUACCUGCCGUACCUGCUGUGGCGUUACGCCGCUGCCCCCGCCCUGCACUCCGACCUGCUCUUCAUCAUCGACGAGCUGGAUAAAUCCUACAACCGCUCGGUGCGCCUGGUGCAGCACAUGAGGAAGGUCCAGCAGGCCAGCGCCGAGCCGGAGCGAUUCUGGGAGGAGUACGAGAGGGCCCGCCGGGAGAGGUAUUUUGAGUUCCCGUUGCUGGAGCGGUACCUGACCUGCAAGCAGCACGCCCACGCCCUGACGUUCAUCUACAUCCUAAGGAACCUGCUGCUGCUCCUGUUCCUGGCUGCCACCUGCCUCUACCUGGUCUUCCUCCACCUCAACAUCUUCUUCCAGGAUGAGUUCAGCUGCUCCAUCAAAACAGGGCUGCUCCAGGCAGAGCCCCACAUCCCCCCACUCAUCCCCUGCAAGUUGGUCUUCUUCUCCAUCUUCCAGCUCAUCAGCCUCUCAGUUGGCAGCGUCUACAUCCUCCUUAUCCCCGUCGUCAUCUACAACGCCCUGCAGCUCUGCCAGUGGGACAAGGGGCUGCUCUCUGUCUACGAGAUGCUGCCUGCCUUCGACCUGCUCAGCCGCAGGAUGCUCACCUGCCCCCUCAACGACCUCAACGUCAUCCUCCUCUUCCUCCGCGCCAACAUCUCCGAGCUGACCUCCUUCGGCCGCCUCAACGCCGUCAGCGCCCUGAGGGAAACCACGGCCAACAAGGAGGACAUCGACACCGUCAUCGAUUUCAUGACGCUGCUGGCCGGGCUGGAGACCACCAAGCCCAAGCACCACGCUUGCACCCCCGAGGCCGAGGGCGGCACAGCCCUCUCCAAUGGCACGGCCCUAGGACCGAAGCCUGGAGUGGAAACGAUGGGAAAACCCUCCCGGGACUCACUCGGCUCUGCCUGAUCCAGGAGCAGGCAGGGAUCCUGUGAUCCCAGGAUCCACUUUGAUCCACAUCCUUCUUUCCAGCAUCGCUUGAGUGCAUUACCCUGGUUCUAACACAGCUGUGAUGUGGCAGCUGGGCUGAGCCCACCUGCUUUUCCUGCAACUGGGCUUUCCCUUCUUCUGUAUGUUUUUCCAGAAAAAUAGGGUUAAACAAUCAAUGUUUUGUACAGAACCUCUUGGGUUCUCUUAUUCCAAGCACUGGGUGCCACAGUGUGCCUCUUCCACACAAAUUUCCCUGCUGUUACAGCAGGAGGGGGAGGAUGGAGGAAUAAAGGGUACUCCUCUGAAAGAAAAAAAGGAUCCAGGAAUAAAAUAAGCUGGUUUAUUAACUAUUUACUAUUUAUUGUUUAUCAACAGAGGGAGGUGGAAGGCACUCACAUCCUUCGCAGCUCCCUCUCCUAGCCCAGCCUUAGU
This is a messenger RNA of Corapipo altera (White-ruffed manakin), 2100 nucleotides long. RefSeq names its product pannexin 3 (gene PANX3). Gene Ontology annotation, molecular function: channel activity. Lineage: Eukaryota; Metazoa; Chordata; Aves; Passeriformes; Pipridae. The transcript is spliced from 7 exons. The coding region runs from base 382 to 1647 and encodes 421 amino acids. Gene Ontology annotation, biological process: monoatomic cation transport; positive regulation of interleukin-1 production. The record is from RefSeq and is a predicted model, not a curated record.